AAUUCCCAAAUCUGGAAUUCCCAAUUCCGUAAUCCGAAGGCCUGCUCGUUUGGUCUCAGUCUCGUCUCCGCGACUCCGGUCACCCUCCGGUCACUCCGCCCGUCAGCCGCUGGUCGCUCCGGACGCCGGUUCGUCACUGUUGUCUGGAUUGGACAAACGAGGAAACUUCAAUCACUGAGGAAGAACACACCAUCAUUUACACGAAGAAUUAGGAAUCUGGAAACAGAUGGUCUGUACUCUACUACUCUGUAAUUGCAGGAAGAUUACUGGGAUGAAGACAAAGAAAACAGGAAAUUUGUGAAUUGCUCAUAAGUUUGUGACGGUGGAAUUCUCAAAGGUGUAUUUCUACAAUUUUCAUCGAAAUUCUAUUUCGCAGCAUUUGACAGGUGCCUCCUUUCCUUUUCCUUGACUCAAAGACCCGAAGGCUAAACCACUCGAGCAAAAUAAGAACAGGAGGAGGUGAAAAUGGAUAUGGAAACCCUGGGGAUGAGACCUGGAGUUAUCAUGGUCGGAUCCCAGAGCGUUGGUAAACGGACCCUCCUUUCUCGACUGUUUCCCAUUGAUUUUGAAGAUGCCCAUAAUCCAUCAUCGAAGUUACUUGCCUAUGGGUGGACAAUCAACACAAAGUACUAUACAGCUGAUGUUUCGGUUUGGAUGGCUCAUCUUCACGACGAGUUCUCUAUUGCGAGCCUGCCAAUGGUUGAUAAGUUAUCUGCCUUGGUGAUGGUGUUCGAUGUUAAUGAUCUCUCUUCGUUUGCUGCUCUUAAAGAUUGGGUGAAGCAAACUGAUAUUCGGAAAUUCGAUAUACUGCUAUGUAUUGGUAACAAAGUUGAUCUUCUUCCUCAUCAUCCAGCUCAUGCUGAAUACAGGAGAUGCCUGCUGAAGCACGAAGAAUCUUCUGGCAGUUCUCAUCUAGACAUGGCGGACUAUGGGAUUUCUGAAUCUGAAGGGAGUAGUUUAUUGGGAGAUGAAGAACCAUCAUCAGAGAUUACCAAGUCUUGCUUGGAAUGGUGCAUUGAACAUAACAUUGAAUACAUUGAAGCAUGUGCAUCUAAUGCUGAUUUUGACAAAUGUCUGUCCAUAGAUGGAGAUUCACAGGGUGUUGAACGACUCUUUGGAGCUCUCUCUGCUCACAUGUGGCCUGGAAUGUCCUUGAAGUCUGGUGAUGAGAUAAAAGAACCUACAUUACCUGAACAAGAAGAUUUAUCAGAAGAAGAAUCCGAGUAUGAACUUGAAUACGAAGUCUUAUCUACCGGUUCUGCGGAACCAUGGGAUGACACAGAUGUAUGGAUGUCUGCAGAUGGUCCUGCUUCAGUCACAGGGACUGGGGAACCAUCUGCAAGCAAUCUUGACCCUAAGAACUUUGAUCGCAAGAUUGAUGUUGGAUCUGUCGGAGAAGAGUACAAGCCAGGAGAAGAGUACAAGCCGUCAACAUCAUCAUCUCAGCUGCAGGAAGAGCUUGACAUGGACAAAACACCCAAUACACAUGAAGCAGACAGAACUUCGGAACUUGAUGAGUCUAAGACUUACGAUAUUGAGGAUCUGGAAAUGUUGAUGUCUGAAAUUGGGAAUAUGCGCAGCAGUUUGAGGUUAAUGCCGGAUUUCCAGAGACGGGAAAUCGCUGCAAAACUUGCCAUGAAAAUGGCUGCAAUGUUUGGCGAUAGCAGUGGAGGUGAAGAGGGACUUGAUUGAUUUGUGGCACGCACUAAGAUGAACUUUGCUAUCAACUUCAAGGGGUUAAAAUCUGCUCGGUUAUGUAAUCAACGUGAACUAGACUGCUUCAAUUACUCUUCCGAGUUCGAAGAUCCAUGAAAAAUAUAUUCUGUUGACAAAAUUCAAAAUAAUUACAUGUACUUAUUUGAGGUGGGAAUGGCAGACUUCCUUGGGAGAGUAUUAAAUUGUCCUGAAAGUUGUAUUUUCUUAUGAACCAGCUAAUUAACUACAAAAGGGCUUUGAGAUUUUAAUGUAAGGAUCUGUCCCAUCUUCGCAGGUUUUAUAAGGGCUUCAUAUGUUACACUAAUUUGAUGAAGGAAGUUGCGAUAAAAACGUUA
This is a messenger RNA of Olea europaea var. sylvestris, 2051 nucleotides long. RefSeq lists its product as uncharacterized. The record is from RefSeq and is a predicted model, not a curated record. NCBI's taxonomy places the organism in Eukaryota, Viridiplantae, Streptophyta, Magnoliopsida, Lamiales, Oleaceae. Gene Ontology annotation, molecular function: GTPase activity; GTP binding. The coding region runs from base 466 to 1692 and encodes 408 amino acids. The transcript is spliced from 9 exons.